Molecule: messenger RNA, 736 nt
Organism: Melitaea cinxia (Glanville fritillary)
Lineage: Eukaryota; Metazoa; Arthropoda; Insecta; Lepidoptera; Nymphalidae
Gene: Mpc1
Product: mitochondrial pyruvate carrier 1
Exons: 4
Coding region: 200-550 (116 amino acids)
Biological process (GO): pyruvate import into mitochondria
Cellular component (GO): mitochondrial inner membrane
Source: RefSeq, a predicted model, not a curated record
UUGCAAGUAUGUGAGCGUCACAAAUGACGUUUGUUAUCAAUAUUAUCAGUGACAGAACCAAUAGAAAGAGUGCAGUGACAUUGACAUUGUUCAGUCUAAUGAAAUUUUUAACGAAGCACAUACAGUAAUUAACUUUUAAAAAAGAUUACGAUAAACAAAUAAAAAUAUUAAGACAUACAAGAAAACAUAAGAAAGCAAGAUGAGUGGUAUGGCAAUAAAAUUAUUAAAUCAGCUUAAAAGCAAAGAAUUUAGAGAAUAUUUAAUGAGCACCCAUUUUUGGGGGCCAGUAGCAAAUUGGGGAAUACCUUUAGCUGCUAUUGCUGAUACUAGAAAGGAUCCAAGCUUCAUUAGCGGUAAAAUGACGUUUGCUCUCUCAGUAUAUUCGCUGAUGUUCAUGAGAUUCGCGUGGAAGGUCCAGCCGCGUAAUCUUCUACUAUUCGCUUGCCACUUCACUAACGAAUGCGCACAGCUGACGCAAGGUGCUCGCUUCAUAAACUACUAUUACAUACAAGGUGCUGAGAAGAACGAGUCUAAGGAAACCAAGCCUUAAAUAUAGUAGACAAUUUUAUGUUUCAGAUAGUUAUAGGAUUUAUAGGUCAAAUAAUAUUGUUCAAGUGGCCACAGCGUUUGUAUAAUGUAUACGUAUCUGUGAUGUAUAAUACGUGUAUAAUUGUAUAAUUGCUCUAUUGAGGUUGUAACGAGAGUUAUUUGUAAUAGAGCUAAGCCAAGUAGCGAA